Molecule: messenger RNA, 1656 nt
Organism: Trametes versicolor FP-101664 SS1
Lineage: Eukaryota; Fungi; Basidiomycota; Agaricomycetes; Polyporales; Polyporaceae
Exons: 4
Coding region: 1-1656 (551 amino acids)
Biological process (GO): regulation of transcription by RNA polymerase II
Cellular component (GO): transcription regulator complex
Molecular function (GO): DNA-binding transcription factor activity, RNA polymerase II-specific; RNA polymerase II cis-regulatory region sequence-specific DNA binding
Source: RefSeq, a predicted model, not a curated record
AUGGGCCGCGAAGUCAUGUCCGCCUACCGCCGCCGCAACUUCUCCACCUCCCUCUCUCCUUCUCGCUCUUCCUCGGCGACCAACAGCAGCAUGGAGUCUCUCGCCGACGCUACCGUCACCGUACCCAGCAACCUCACACCACAGCGCAAGCACCACAAGCUGCUCAAGGACGGCAGCGAGGUCUGGUCCAAGGACGUCGAGAAGAUCUUUGUCGAGGGCCUCCGCCAGUACUGGCAAUCACCCUGGGCGACCUACUCCCGCGGCCGCAGCCGGUGGCGGAAUCAGUUUCUCGUCGAUCACCUCAAGCGCGCAGGGAUCGAGCGCACCAAGAAGCAGGUCGCGAGCCACAUCCAGGUGCUCCGCAACAUGUGGAGAGGCACCCCAGAGUUCCACCUCGUCGCAGGGGGCGAGGAGCUGUUUCAGGAGAACGGGCUUCUCGCGCACACGAACAAGAAGCCCACCCCGGCACCCUCAGAAACGCCCGCGCCGCACAUGCGCGACCUCCCUGAUACAUCUGCGGGCUCAUCCUCGUCUUCGUCUACGCCGGAAUUCAGCGCACUGGACUUUCCGCUCGAGCUGCAGACCGCUAGUUCGUUCCCCACGCUCCCGCUGUCCGCGCACAUGUCUUCCUUUUCCGAUCUCGCGCUCGACGACGGCCUGGGCACCGCUAUGUCACCUCUCACCGAGUCCAGCUUCGGCGCCCUGUCCUCGUCACCACACGCGGCGCACCUCGCACCGCUAAACGUCAAGCUAGAACCGCUCGCGAUGGACCCGACCCUCUUCUCUCUCCCGCAAGGCGCAUACGUCGACGGCGCACACUCCACCACAGAUUAUGCCCCGCACAUCCCCGUCCCGCCCCCGAACCGCAUCAUGAACCUGCACUUCUGGGCGGAGGGCAUGGUCCCGCUCUCCGUGGACGUCGACCGGCUCGUCGGCUCGACGCCCGCCAUGCCCGCGCGCAUCUUCCUGCACUUCCGCGUCUCCAUGCCGCCCGUCGCGGACCUGCGCGUGCCCCCCGCGCUGCAGGGCGUUGGGGGCGCGGUGUCCUUCGCCGCGCGCUGGGCGAGCCUCGCGAAGUGCCAGACGAAGAGCUGGGGCGCGGGCCGCACCGUCGUCUCGCAGGAGCUCGGGCUCUUCGCGCAGGUGCCCACCCCGGAGGUGCAGGCCGGCCCCAACGACUCGCCCCAGCUGGUGUUCGCGUACCUGCCUGAUUCUGCGCUCAGCCGCUGCCACUGGCUCGACACAGUGCAGACGAUUACGCAGCAGGUCGUCGUCGACAACGAGGUGCUCGCAGUGCUCGUGUAUCACAUCGAGCGCGUAGCCGACGCCGCGCGCACGACGCCCGCGAUGGAGCUCAUCGGGUUCCAGAAGUACCCCUGGCGCGGGGCGCAGCAGCCGCACCAGCCACAGCAGCAGCAGCAUUCUCAGCACCCUCAUCACCACCACCACCCGCACAUGCAGCAGCACUCGCCGCACGCGUUCACCUCGCCCCCCGUCUCGCCUACGUCCCCGUCGUUCUCGGGCGAGUACCCGAGCGCGCCCGUCUCGCCCACGUCGCCCAUGUUCAACGCGCAGGGCGCGAUCUCAAAUGGGGGCGUCGACGGCAUGAUGCCGUACCACUUCCAGCACCCGCCCUUCGAAUUUCAUUCCCGGUAA